Messenger RNA from Malassezia vespertilionis, 1734 nucleotides. RefSeq names its product phosphatidylserine decarboxylase (gene PSD1). Gene Ontology annotation, biological process: phosphatidylethanolamine biosynthetic process. Bases 1 to 1734 code for a protein of 577 amino acids. Gene Ontology annotation, molecular function: phosphatidylserine decarboxylase activity. Gene Ontology annotation, cellular component: mitochondrion. The record is from RefSeq and is a predicted model, not a curated record. The transcript has a single exon. Lineage: Eukaryota; Fungi; Basidiomycota; Malasseziomycetes; Malasseziales; Malasseziaceae.
AUGUGGACUGUGGGGACAGAAUCUGUGGCGCGUGCCGUGCGUGUAGCCCGGAAUUUUGCAGGGGGCUCUCGCGCCGCGCACCCCCCCACUGAUACGCACACGGCCGGCUCGCAGUGGAUGGUUAUGCCGCCCGGCGCGCGUGCCUAUACGCGCAAUCCCAACGAUGCAGAGCGAUCUGCUGGGACUGUCGCUGGCCAGCGCGCCGAGCGUGUGCGUCUUGGGCAGGCAUCAGAAGAGACGCCGCGUUUGCGUACUCGCCGUCGUCAAUCGACGUGGCGGCGCGCGCAGCGUGCAUGGCAAGAGACGCCGCUGAAAUGGACGCCGAUCCCUGUUCUGCUUGGCGCGGCUGUGCUGGUCGGCAUUGAAGCGCAUCGCCAAUGGCAGCGGAAUGAGCGCGUGGCCGGAAGUACUAUUAUUGAUGGAUCGGGCGAGUCGGUGCGCAUCAAAGGCCCAUGGUCGCUCUACUUUUUCGGUGCGUUGCCCUUGAAUACCAUCAGUCGUGCAUGGGGCUGGAUGAACCACUUGACCCUUCCUGUAUGGUUCCGGCCGUACGGAUUCAAGCUGUACUCGUGGAUUUUUGAUUGCGAUUUGUCCGAGAUGAAGGAUCCCGAUUUGACACACUAUGAGAGUCUCGGUGCCUUCUUCUCGCGCGAGCUCAAAGCUGGCAUGCGCCCCAUCGCCCAAAAUUUGAUGGUAUCGCCUGCCGAUGGCCGCGUGCUCCAUCUGGGCUUGAUUGAAGGGGAUCGUGUAGAGCAAGUGAAAGGGCUUACCUACUCGCUCGACACGCUCCUUGGCCACGACGGCGAAGCGAUGUCUUCCACUGCUGUUCCGCCUGAAGACUCGAAAGGUUAUCGCAUGUCUGACGAGACGACGUUUGCCAAUGUAAACGGAAUUGACUACAGUUUGGAGGAGUUGUUUGGCCACAAGAACCCCCGCAAAUCCGUGCGUACAUACUUUCUCGGGUGGGCAAAAGGCUCGUGGCGCUAUGUGCGCCAAACGGCGUCGGCUCUGGCCAGCGGCAAAGCAUUCCGCUCGUCCAAUGCAACGUGCAUUAUACCCGACGAGGAGCCCGACAGCGCGAACGAUGCAGGCAUACCGACCUCGGAUACACCCGAGAACAUUGGGCACAUCGCCAACGUUGCGUACGAAAUGGGUUCCGAAGCGAUUCCCUCGUUUAUCAACCCUCAGACCUUGUCGCCGAACAAGGUGCGCAGUGGCCAUCGCCUUUUUUUUGCCGUGAUUUACCUUGCUCCGGGCGACUACCACCGCUUCCACAGCCCUGUGCCAUGGGUUGUGGAGAUGCGCCGCCACUUCCGCGGCGAACUAUACUCGGUAUCGCCGUAUGUCGCAUCCCGAUUGCCCAACCUGUUCCUUUUGAACGAACGUGUAGCGCUUCUUGGCCGCUGGCGAUACGGCUUCUUUGGCAUGGUGCCGAUUGGCGCGACGAAUGUCGGCUCGAUUCGCAUCAAUUUUGACCGGCAGCUCCGCACGAAUACAUACGCAGACCGCAAACUUUCCGGCACGUACACCGAAGCGACCUACGACGCUGCCAGCCGUCUCCUCGGCGGCCAGCCGCUGGGCAAAGGCGAAGAGAUGGGCGGUUUUCUCCUGGGAAGCACCGUUGUGCUCGUCUUUGAGGCCCCGGAAAACUUUCGAUUUUUCUUCAAGGCCGGUGGAAAAAUUAAGGUGGGCGAGGCGCUGGGCGAUGUCGGGCCCGUAGACGAAAAGCAGUAG